UUCGAAAAAUGUCAGCAAUGUUAACUGCCGAUUGGUCUCCUCUGGGACGGGAUGUGUUUUUUAGAAAAUUCGAACUAUAUCCCCUAUCGUUUCAACAAGAGGUUUCGAAUAGUAAUCUGUUAGUGGCAGCUCCUUAUGGAGGUUCAAUUGCGAUAACCAGAAAUCCUAAGAAGUUUGUUAAAGUUCAGGGAUCGAAUAAACUUAUAAUAUACUUAUACACAUCUGCUGGAAAACUAACUGCUACAUUACAGUGGAGUGGGGGACAGUUGGUUGCUUUAGGAUGGUCUCAACAAGAAGAACUGUUAUGCGUGCAAGAGGAUGGAAUGAUUCACAUAUACGAUAUGUUUGGCACAUAUCAGCACGCAUUUACUAUGGGAAAUGAGGUGAAGGAUACGAAAGUUAAGGAAGCAAAAUUCUUUGUCACUUCCAGUGGAACAGGUAUCGCGGUUCUAACAUCUACCAAUCAUAUAUUCUUAGUAAAUAACACAGCCGAACCAAAAGUUAGACAAAUAUCCGAAGUACCGAGAUACAGGGGAGCAAUAGAUUGCUGGUGUUUGGUGCACUUCGAUAGGGAGACACGAAUCUUUUUAUCCAACAGAGAUGGAAUAUUCAUAGUACAUCAGACACAUCAGACUGCGACGCACAUACCAUUUGAUACUCUAUUCACGAGGCAUGCCAAAGUAUCCAGCGUAAUAGCCAUGGCUGUGUCAGGAAAUAACCGUCAUAUUGCUCUCUACUCGGACACUGGUCAUUUAUACAUAGGUUCCAUAGAUUUCAAGGACAAGUAUUGCGAACAUAAUGCUAACACGAAUGAAACGUUAUCGGACAUUGCAUGGUGUGGAACAGAAGCUGUGGUCUGCAGUUGGAGCAGUACCGUGAUGGUAGUAGGACGAACAGCCGAAACGAUAGUGUACAGUUACGACGGUCCGGUACAUCUUGUUACAGAGAUCGAUGGUACACGGGUGUUAUCCAGCUCCUCCCAUGAACUGAUACAGAAAGUACCAACCGUUGUUCAAAGAAUAUUUCAAAUUAAUUCCAUCGAUCCUGCGUCCUAUCUUUUGGAGGCUUCUAAGCAAUUUAAGAAAAGGAGCGACAAGGCCGAUAGUUAUAUAGAUUUGGUGAAACCUAACUUAGACGCAGCGAUAAAAGCUUGCAUCGACGGAGCUAGUCAUGAAUUCGACUUCAAGACGCAAAAACUUCUGAUGACAGCAGCAAAAUUUGGGAAGGGAUUUAGUAAGACGAUUAAUCCAGAAUAUUACAUCGACAUGUGUCGAACGCUUCGGGUUCUGAAUGCUGUGAGACAUCCUGCCAUUGGAAUUCCAAUAACGUACACACAAUAUACUGUUUUAACAAGUCAGGUAUUACUGGAUAGACUUGUUGCGAGAAGACAUUACUAUUUGAGUAUACAAAUAGCACGGCAUCUCCAACUGCCGGAAGUUGAUGGGGAGAGCCGAAUACUAGCUCAUUGGGCUUGCUACAAAGUGAAGCAAACUCAAUUGGACAAGGAACAGAUAGCCGAAGAAAUAGCCGAUAAAUUAGGAUACGCACCUGGUGUUUCGUACAGCGAAAUCGCGAAAAGAGCAGCCGACUGUGGACGAAAACAGCUAGCUAUUAAACUGAUUGAUUAUGAGCCUCGCGCGCACCAACAAGUAUUGCUUCUAUUAACGCUCGGCGAAGAACAGGCUGCUUUGCGUAAAGCUGUCGAAAGUGGCAAUACCGAUUUAGUUUAUACGGUAAUACUACAUCUUAGGGAGAACAUGACCCUCAGUAACUUUCAGAUGGCUAUAAAGCACUGUCCCUUAGCGAUGUCGCUAUACAUUAAAUAUUGCCAGAAUCACAAUCGAGAAACUCUUCGGGAUAUUUAUAAUCAGUACGAUCAUUUUCAUGCACAAGCGAUAUGGUUUAUUACGGAAAGUUAUCAAGAAAAGAAUAUAAUGUCGAGGGAGGCGUUAUUACAGUCUGCGCAGGAGAAUUUCAAAUUUGCCCGCAGCGAUACAAACGCGGCUUUAACAGAAGAACAAAUAAAACUGUUACGCCAUCAAAGAUCUCUAGAAGAUACGUUGCACGAAUCGAUCGUUGGAAAAUCGCUUCACGACACUGUGAAGAUACUGUUGUUGCAGAAAGAACAGAAAUUAGCAGAUAAACUGAAGUCGGAGUAUCGAAUAUCAGAUCGAAGAUAUUGGUGGUUGCGUAUACAAUGUUUAGCGGAGCUAGAUAUGUGGGAUGAAUUAGAAAAGUUGUCCAAAAGUAAGAAAUCUCCCAUCGGUUACGAGCCGUUCAUAGAUCAGUGUUUAAAGUAUAACAAGGAGAAAGAAGCGAAAAAGUAUUUGCCUAAAGUAAAAGAUCAACUGCGGGUGAAAUACCUGGUGAAGUUAAGAAUGUUAAACGAUGCAGUUCAGAUAGCGAUUGAACAGAAAGAUGAAUCCGCGCUAAAUUUUGUGUUAAUGCAUUGCGACCCAUCGGAGAGAUUAUUGCUUGAUGCGUUCAUGUCAAGUAUUAAAAAUUAACAUCCUGCCAUUAGUAAAAUGGUUUUUCCAUUGCAUCCACUCAUUAUUCUCUGUGUCUAGCUAAAUAAAGAUAUAAUGCCGUAAAUUAUAAUGAUAAAAUA
Dufourea novaeangliae is the source of this 2608-nucleotide messenger RNA. RefSeq names its product vacuolar protein sorting-associated protein 16 homolog (gene Vps16A). NCBI's taxonomy places the organism in Eukaryota, Metazoa, Arthropoda, Insecta, Hymenoptera, Halictidae. Bases 9 to 2507 code for a protein of 832 amino acids. The record is from RefSeq and is a predicted model, not a curated record. The transcript has 16 exons. Gene Ontology annotation, biological process: intracellular protein transport; vacuole fusion, non-autophagic; endosomal transport. Gene Ontology annotation, cellular component: lysosomal membrane; endosome; cytoplasm. Gene Ontology annotation, molecular function: actin binding.